GCAGCCGCCACUCGAGGCCCUUCUCUCCCUUCAUCUGCCUAGCGAAGCCCUUUCCGGGCCCAUUAGGCCACCCGAGCACCCUUGCUCAGCUCCUCUGGAGCACCCGCCAGCAUGGCACACCUUGAUGCCGGCGCAUCGCCCGUCGAGCGCACACUGCGGCGCAAGACGAGCGCGCUGCGUCCGGCCGCCGGGCACGGCCUCGGCCUCGGCAGCGGCAGCGGCGCCGGGCUGUGGCUGAACGGCAGCGCCGAGGCGACCGACGACGAGCACAUGGUGGACCAGCAGCUGGGACUGCAGGAGCACACCUACCACAUCCCUGCCGAGCUGGCAGGCCGCGGCGGCAAGGGCAUGCCGACUGGGCUCGGCCUGAGCCUGGACGGCGAGGCCAUUGCGUCGGAGAUGCGUGCGGCCGUCUCGUCGGACGAGGUCGAUCUCGACCUCAGCUUUGACUUUGUGAGCAGCCUCGAGGGCCACCGGCGAUAUGUGUCGCACGACGGCGAGGCACCGCGAGCGGUGAGUGCAGCCAGCUCGCUGGCGCCGACGCCGCAGCGGCCCAGCAACCCGACGCCCUCGCGCGCCGGCGCACCGACGUCGUCGCUCGCCGGCACGCCCACGCACAUGCCAGGCAGUGGCAUGCACGAGCUCGGCGUGCCGAAUGUGCCGAGCCUCGUUGCGACCAGCGCCUCGCCGUCCCUCUCGCCUGCGUCGCCGCGGGGCAUGGCGACGGCAGCCAGCUGGACGACCCGCCAGCGCAAGCGUCCGCCGGCGCCGCUCAACUUCCUGCGCCCCGGCGCCGUGCCCGACGCGAAGAAGAAGCAGCGGGCACAGCUCGACGAGCUGAAUACGCGCAGCUACUUCAGCCCCGUGACGCCGCAGCACGGCGGCAACAUGACCGACGACGGCGACAUCGACAGCGACGACAGCCCGCUGCCGCGGACGCCGCUCAGCGCCACGCGCCGUGGUGUCGAUGCUGGCCUCAGCCGUCCGCCGCUGGUGCGCGCCUCGUCGUCGAAGUCCUCUCUGUCUCUCGCCUCUGGGCCGUCGCCUCACCUGCCGCCGACAGAGCCUCUGCCUGCCCUACCCUCGAACGCAGACGUUGCGCAACUGGUGCGCCAGCAGCGCAUGAAGGCGCAGGCGAAGCAGCUGCGCGGCGAGGGCAGCAGCGCGCACUCGCACUCGACCAGCGCGUCCUCGGGCAGCCACUAUGCGCUUGGUGUCGAGGUGCUCGAUGCGCCUGGUCCGAGCCAGAGCCGUGCAUCUUCCUUCGAUGCAGCCCGCAGCAGCAGCGAGGCGAUGGAGGAGGUGGCCGCUGAUGAGGACGACGAGUACGACUACCGGCGUCACCUCCGCCAUCAGCCCCAUCCUCGUUCAGCACCGCUCCGCCCUCCGACGGCCUCCUCUGCAGGUGCUGCGUCCUUCGCAACGGCUCAGGCGCCCGCUCGGGCUGCCAAGCGCGAGGGCGACCGCGACAGCAGCGGCAGUAUCGAGAGCUUCAUGACUGCCAUCACAGCAGCCACCGGCGAGGCACACGACUCUGCACUGGCAGAGGUCCCGCCUCCGCUGCCGUCGAGCAACGCAUUGUGUCUCUCUCUGGGCGCCUCCGACCGCUCUCUCCCGCAGCCGCAGCCACAUCGCCGUGAGGACCUGCGCGCCUCGCGAGCCUCGAGCGGCAUCCUGCUUGCGGACGACUUUGCUGCGUACGCGGCGCUGCAGCGAACGGAGCGUGCGAAGUCUGCCAGUGCAUCGCCGUUACUCUCUGACUCUGGCGACACGAGCGCCACGCCGUCGACUCUCUUUUCGCCUCUCUUCUCUGAGCCCGGCACGGCUCGAACUGGCGCUGCAGGCUCCGAGUACACGCACACCACGGCCAGCUCUGUGGGAUCGCCGGUCGGCAACUUCUCGAAGCUCUUCAGCGUCGCCACGAAGGGACGCCGUGCCUCUGCUGCCGAUGCACUUCUCGCCGCGCCCAACUCUGCCUCGAUGGGCCGUCUCAUGAGCGCUCCCGGCGAGGGCCAGGCCGGUGUCUCGCAGCAGACCAUCCGCGAAGAGGCCACCGGCUCGCCGUCCGAGGAAGGCGUGCACGAGCGUCGGCGCGAGCGCACGGUCAGCGGCAUGCCGCGCAGCGAGACUGCCCAGUGGAUCCGUUCGCAGGGCGGCGUCGCGGCUGACGAUGCCGACUCAGACGAGCCGGUGCACGAGCCGAUGGUCAUCUCAAGCGACAGCACCGACGCUGCCGACGAGCUGUUCCGACCGCGCACCUCGUUCGCCGCCUCCGAGGGCGCCGGGUCCAUGCUGCACUACAACGGGGCACGCCGCAUGAGCGAUGUCAAGGGUCCGUGGCCGCAGUCGCCUCUGCUCCUCGACGUGGCGAAGGCCUCAAGCAGCCCUGCUGCCCCAAUCUCGGCAGCUGACGCCUACGCACGCGCGAUCGAGGGCGGCAUGCACGCUCAGGCGUCUGGACUCAACCUACACGAGGCGCUCGUUGAUCCCAUCGUGCGGGAGAGCGAGCCAAGCUUCGCUUCGAACUUGGGCAUCGGUCUUGGGCUCGAUCUGGGAGCACCGGCCGUCGUUGAGAAGGAAGACUCGUCCUUGCCGACGAUGGGCCUCAAUGCUCGCCACGAGACUGACGUGACUGUAGCGCGCGUGCACCUCACCGACGCACGACAAGCGCUUGCCGACACGGCUGCUGGCAUGUCCAAGCCGCUCGCAUCGGCAGCCGUAUCGGAUAGACUUCCUCUCAAGCCCUCGGCGAGCUUCUCGUCGAGCAUCGAGGGCUUUGCCUGCAACGUCACGCCGCCGAUCGCCAGCAUGCCCCUGCCUGGCAUGGUCGAGGAUGUGUCCAUCGAGCUGCAGGCGCCCGUGCGUGCAAAGGUGGCCAUUGCGGCUGGCGAGACGCAGCGCAACUCGACGCUCUCUGUCCUCGACCCUGCGGCAACGAGCGACCUCUCUCGGCCUAGCAGCAAGGCACACAACUCCACCACAACCGGCUGGGGCGCCCUGUCGAACCUGCGCUGGGGCAACAAGUUCUUCAGCGUCGCCAGCAGCAGUGCCGUUUCCGGCUCGGACGCGCUUGCCGACUCGCGCCCGACGCCGAUGCGCUCCCUCACGCUCGUCGACAAGCGUGACGUGCAGUCGCGCCGUGCGGCUGCCAUUGCUGAGCGCCGCACCAGCCAAGGUCAUCGCCGCUCCCGCUCGCGCGAGGACCUCGCUAGCAUUGUCCAGCAGCUCAAGAAGUCGGACCGCGGUGUCGCAUCGGCGCCAGCUUCGGCAGUCCUGCCCGACGCUGCCACCUUCCAGGCGGCAGACGAGCCGACCACGACCAUGCCGGAGGCGGCGCACACGGAAGGCCGCAGCUCCAAGCGUGUCAAGCGCCGCUCGCGCAUCCGCUAUCUGUCGAACGGCAACGAGAUCCACCUCAACAUCGGCGAGGACGCAGAGCCCAAUGCGCAGCCGGCUCCCCUGGACGAGCUCAAGUCGCCGCGCGUGGCAGCGAGCCCCACGGGCUGGACUCCGCGCCUGCACUUCGGCCCCUUCUGGGCCGCUGGCGGAUCCCAGCAGACGACAGAGGGCGAGAUGCCGGCGCAGGACCAAGGCAUGCAGCAGGCCGGCUCACCUGCCACGCCUGGCUCUCCGUGGCUCGACUUCGAGGACGGAGACGGCGGCAUGCAGGCGAGCCGCGACCGUCUGCGGCUGCUUGCAAGCCAGGCCAUGCCUGGCGCCACUCUGCCGCAUCAGUACCUCACCGGCGAGGCCGAGGGCCUGCGCCACCGCAGCAUCCUCUCGCGCCCUGCGCAUCGCCCGUGCGCGUCGGUGCCGCCGACUGCCACCAUCGUGCCGUACGGCUGGGCCUCCGGAGCCAACAAGCGUGCCAGCGGCUCCGCCCGCGUCCUGCUGCACGACGCCGAGACGUGGGAGGAGGGCGUCAUCGAUGUCGAGGAGAGACGCGCCCGCGGCGUUGCUCAGGAGCAGGCUCAAGGCCGGCCGAUGAGCAUCUUCGUGCCGACGUCUGCCAUCGAGGCGCACCUGCUGCGCGCUGCUGGCGUCAGCACCAACCUCGACGCACGGCGGGAGCAGCGGCGCUCGCGCAUGCUGGCUCCGCUGCGCCACCCCGCUGCCGUCUUUGGCGAGACGCUGCCGUCGCGCAGCCUGUUCUUUGCCGGCUUCCUCGGCAUGCCGUGGCUGUGGCUCAUCGGCGGCUGGUACGUCGGCAGCGACGGCCUGCUCAUCACGCCGAGCGAAGCAUGCCGCAGCCGCAACACUCGCCGCAGUGGAGCGAGUCCAACCGCCAGGACAGCACGGCCUUCGAGUCCGCGCACGAUGUCUCGCUCGGCAACGGCUCGCGCGGUCUGCGCCGGGAGCAGAGCAGCUCGUCGAUGUACGCCGACGCGGCCUUCAACGCCGUGCGCAGCUCGCACCUGCGCUCGCAGCCCUCGCGCGACGCCAUCACCGCCGAGCGUGUGCCGACCUCGCGCUCGCGGUCCAUCAGCGGCAUGCUUUCUUCCGCACCCGAGGUGGCACUCUUCCGCUCGCCUGUCCGCCACAUCGACGAGUCGCCUGACCCGGGCGCCGAAUUCAACUCGCCGCGCCUCGGCAAUGGCCACCACGGCAGCGCCUCGGCGCUCCGCGCCGUGCUCGAGGAGGCUACCGCGCCGCGCCCGGCCUCGUACAGCCCGCAGAUGGACGUGCACGACGAGAAGCACGCCCAGCAGUACGAGGGUACGCACCAGCAGACCACCCUCGCGGACGAUUCGUGGGCCAUUCCCUUCGCGCACCAGCGCAUGGCGACGGCGACGCGCACCGAGUUCGGCCUGCGUGCCAUGCUGCGCCGCUGGCGCCAGCUUGAGCCGUUCGUGCUGUACAACCGCAUCGCCGCAAUCCUGGCCAGCAUCCUCGUGCUGUGGGGCAUGGGUGCCGCGCUUGCCGUCGUCGGCUCGAGUUUUUGAGACGCCUGCUUCCGGUGCUCCGCAUACUCAAGUCAGGCUACAUGCGGCGGCGCGGACGCGCCACUGGCGCCUCUUCUUCCCUCGACGGAGCGUGGCGGCGAGCGCUGCGCCCGACGCCGCUGCUGCCGCCUCGUGCCUCUCCCGUCUCCUCUUCCUCAGCCUGGCAACACCCCUACGCCCGCUUCCUCACUGCCCGCGCUUCGCAUUCUUCUCCCGCCGGCGCCUCGCCCGCUGCCGUGCCCCACACACUCGCUUCGCUCCUGCUUGACCACCUCGGUCCCACACUCCCUUCUGCCCUCUCGGCUCCGAUGUCACCGGUCUGGCGCGUCCUUAUCCUUGCCGUGCAAGAGUCUUAAUUCAAGCGCGUAUGUGUCAGUAGGGCGUAUGCCGCGAGUGCUGCUUGCUUGCUUUCCGCGAUGCGCCGCCGGCAGCUGGCGAGCUGUCGAACGAGCCGGCAAAGCUGCCAGCCGGCAGCGGCGAAGAGGACUCGUCUGCCGUCCCUGCGGCGGCGGCGGUCAUGUCCCAUGCACACAGCAGGCCGUCCUCGCCUCCGGUGUAGAGCGUGCGGCUCUGCAAGGCCUUGUGAGCACAUC
Tilletiopsis washingtonensis is the source of this 5536-nucleotide messenger RNA. RefSeq lists its product as hypothetical. Bases 112 to 5211 code for a protein of 1699 amino acids. Lineage: Eukaryota; Fungi; Basidiomycota; Exobasidiomycetes; Entylomatales. The transcript is spliced from 3 exons. The record is from RefSeq and is a predicted model, not a curated record.